CCAAGAUGGCGGCCUCCAUAGCGCGGCGCGGUGUCCUCCUGGCGCAGAAAAUAGCUCUGCCUCAGCUCUCACUGGCAGGUAAAAGAUGCCUGCUUUCUGCAGCGUAUGUGGACAGCCACAAAUGGGAAGCAAGAGAAAAAGAAGAUUGUCACCUGGCUGACCUAGCAUCUUUAAUGGAUAAAACAUAUGAGAGAAAGUUGCCUGUUAGUUCUUUAACAAUAUCCCGGUUUGUGGAUGGCAUUUCAUCACGAGAAGAGAUAGACCAUGCAGAAUAUUAUCUUUACAAAUUUCGACACAGCCCCAACUGCUGGUACCUAAGAGACUGGACUAUCCACACCUGGAUUAGGCAGUGUCUAAAAUAUGAUGCACAAGACAAAGCUUUAUAUACCCUUGUCAAUAAGGUUCAUUAUGGAAUUUUCCCAGAUAACUUUACAUUUAACUUACUGCUCGAUUAUUUCAUAAAGAAAGAAAAUUAUAAAGAUGCUUUAUCUGUGGUUUUUGAGAUCAUGAGGCAAGAAGCCUUUGAAGUGCCUUCCACCCAGCUCCUCUCCCUCUAUGUUUUGCACUAUUGCCUGGCAAAGAAGACAGACUUCAGCUGGGAAGAGGAGAGGAACUUCGGUGCAUCUCUGUUACUCCCAGGCCUAAAGCAAAACAAUUCAGUGGGGUUGAGUUCCCAGUUAUAUGGCUAUGCGCUUCUUGGGAAGGUGGAAUUGCAGCAAGGACUGCGGGCCGUGUACCAUAACAUGCCUCUGCUAUGGCAGCCGGGGUACCUGGACAAAGCCCUUCAAGUGAUGGAGAAGGUGGCCUCUUCCCCAGAAGACCGAAAAUUGUGUAGAGAAGCGCUCGAUGUGCUGGGCAGAGCACUGCAGGCGCUGACCACUCCGGCCCCUGAGUCUUCAGGGGAGCAGCCGGAAGAAGGCAACAGCAGCCAGGGCCCAGAAGAGCUGGUGGAGCAGUUGGACACGGAGGAGACAGAACAGUCCAAGCUUCCCCAGUACCUGGAACGAUUCAAGGACUUACUUUCUAAGCUUCAAAGUAUGGGCAAAGUUGAGUCCAGAAGCCUUUUGACUCUGACCACCGAGCUUGUUCGAGAGCAACUCCCCACCUGUGAGGCAGAGGACUUGGCCACUUAUGAGCAGAAGCUGCAGCAGUGGCAUCUGGAACGGGUGCAGUUGAUUCAGAGGGAACAGGAGCAGAGGAAACGGGCAAAGCAGGCGUACCAGUCUCGAAGAGCUGCAAAGGCAUCUGCCUGAUGGCCCCUGCAGAGCUCACCAGACCCUGACAUAGGACUCACAGGGACUGUGACGCAGGCCUGUUUCCCCCGCCAUCUCCUUUUCUCCAAGCAGGACCCUGUGGUGUAAAAGUGCUCUGUAUCAAGGCUGUGUGUAUCGGCAAGGCAUCCCGAUGCCAGAGGGGCUGUGCCACUAGGAAAGUGGCAAGUGACCUGACUAAAAAAUAAGGAGCUUGAAGCUUAUGGAGAAGUUCCUGGGUGACAGGGAGCAGUUUCGAACAUUGAAAGUUCCUGAUCCUUAGAGAAGGUGGUGGGAGAGGCUGUGGUUCAAGGAACGGGUCUUCAGUAUUAAAUAGUGUCUGCCUUCCCAGCAGAGGGGAGCUGCAUGUCUGUGACCCAGUCCUCCUUGGUCUCCUGUUUAGUACAAGUUCUCUCCCUGAGUUGGGUGCCCACACGGCCCGCUUUCUCCUUCCCCUCGGUCUUUCCCUUCCAGACCUGAACUGGGGAAAGUUCAGUACGGGAAUGAACUCAAGAUCACGGACACACUGCUUUUCAAAUUUUGGGAGACCAAUUUGGCAUUUUAGAACAUAGGGACUUUUGAGGGGGAAACUAGCACUUGCCCUGAAACCUCCUUGGCUUGGCUUCUCCAUCAUAUCCGGGUCACUUUUGUCCAAAGCAUUGUCUCAGCUCCGUCAUCAAGCAGAUGAAAUGAGCCGUAUGUGCACACACAUGCACCAUUUUGACACCCAGUAAGAGAAAAUGGGGAAUAUGAGAGAUGAGCUGGGGCUCAAAGUACAUAGCAGACAUGAAUAGUUGUAAAGCUGUCGAGAGGUGGAAAACUCCCUUCUGUACUUUCUCUGUGAAAGGGUUAGGGGGUAGCUCUUGCUCGCGAUGUAAUUUUGCCUGUAACGCAGUGGUGUACACUUCCUCGGGUCUGUGCUCUUUUAUCAAGCAUCUAUGGAAAUAAAUCUUC
Messenger RNA from Talpa occidentalis (Iberian mole), 2204 nucleotides. It is a transcript of the gene MRPS27, whose product is annotated as mitochondrial ribosomal protein S27. The coding region runs from base 6 to 1253 and encodes 415 amino acids. Gene Ontology annotation, cellular component: mitochondrion. Gene Ontology annotation, molecular function: protein binding. The transcript is spliced from 11 exons. The record is from RefSeq and is a predicted model, not a curated record. NCBI's taxonomy places the organism in Eukaryota, Metazoa, Chordata, Mammalia, Eulipotyphla, Talpidae.